GUUUAAAGAGCACAUCGCCUCGACCCAUGCAUUCAUGAUACGUUUCGAGUCCUCCUCAAGACGAAGAAUACUCAACAUGCUCAGCAAAUUGCGCGGACCGGCCUUGAUAUGGGCCAUCACCUUGUCGUCAGGAUCCUGCUACCUGCUUUUUGGCUAUGAUCAGGGCGUCCUGGGUGGGCUGGUGUCCCAACCAAGUUUUCUCGAUGUCAUCGGAAACCCCAGUGCCUCAUUCCUCGGCACCAUCGUGGCUCUCUACAACGUCGGCUGUCUGGUUGGCUGCAUGGCAGCGGCGAUCUGGGGUGACAGAUUCGGCAGACGGAACACCAUCCUCGUGGGCAACGCCAUUAUGAUUGUUGGCGCCGUCAUUCAGACAGCCACCUACGGUGCUGGGCAGUUGAUCGCUGGUCGACUUAUUUCCGGCCUGGGGAAUGGCUUGAAUACUUCGACCAUCCCAGUGUACGUCUCUGAGACAGCCCGAAGCCACCGCCGGGGCCGCAUGGUCGCUGUUCAGCUCUCCAUUGUCAUCUUUGGGAUAGUUUUUGCCUACUGGCUUGACUACGGCACCAUCAACAAUCUCGAAGGGGAGGUUGUGUGGCGCUUCCCCAUUGCGUUUCAAAUCGUCUUCGCCCUCAUUACCAUGGCCACCAUGCCCUUCCUCCCUGAAACCCCUCGAUGGCUCUACUCUCACGGCCGGAAGGAGGAAGCUGUCACUGUCCUCGCAAGACUCAUGGACACAUCCGAGGAUGAUGACCAAGUCCAAUUCAUCAAGACCGAGAUGGAGGAAUCCCUCGAACUAGAACGACAACAGGGUUCCAUCACCCUGAAAGGCAUUCUCAACGACAAGACAGAGCUUAAGCCCAUGAGACGGCUGCUUCUCUGCUUUUUCAUCCAGUUUUUCCAACAAUUCAGUGGCGUCAACGCCGUCGUCUUCUUCGUUACCAUCAUCCUCGAGCAGAACGUGGGCCUGUCCAGCUCCACUGCCAGUCUGGCCGCGGGAUUCAUUCAGAUGGGACUUUGGAUCGGAACGUUGCCAACGAUUUUGUACAUUGACACUUUUGGCAGACGACCGACUCUUCUCAUCGGAUCAGCUGUCCAGCUCAUCUCGCUGGUCUUGUUCACGGUCGGAAUUGCCAAGCACGGGGAUGGGUACUCCAAUCUGGCUCUGGCCAUGUUGGUUCUGUUCCAGAUCACGGUUGGAAUGACCUGGUGCACCGUGCCGUGGAUCUAUGCGCCCGAGAUCACGCCUCUUCGCCUCCGGCACAUCGGCGCCGCCAUAGGUCCCUUCUCGGAAUGGCUGUGUACUUUUAUCAUUGUCCAGAUCACGCCCACUGCCGUUGAGCACACGGGCUGGAAGAUUUUCCUGCUCUUCAUCCUGCUGCAAGCUUUGAGCAUUCCCUGGGUCUACUUUUUCGUGCCCGAGACCGCCCGGAAAACCCUCGAAGAGAUCGACUAUAUUUUCGUCAAGGGCGAGGCUCGGGAUCGCUUGCACGAACGCAUGCACGAGCAAGUCCAAGGAGUCCCUCAAGAUGGCAAGUCGGAGAUGGAGGUUGGGGCGAGUCAGACGUUGGAGUUGGCCGUGCCUCGGAAAGAAUAG
Messenger RNA from Cladophialophora immunda, 1594 nucleotides. RefSeq lists its product as uncharacterized. NCBI's taxonomy places the organism in Eukaryota, Fungi, Ascomycota, Eurotiomycetes, Chaetothyriales, Herpotrichiellaceae. Bases 35 to 1594 code for a protein of 519 amino acids. Gene Ontology annotation, biological process: carbohydrate transport; transmembrane transport. Gene Ontology annotation, molecular function: carbohydrate:proton symporter activity. The transcript is spliced from 6 exons. Gene Ontology annotation, cellular component: membrane. The record is from RefSeq and is a predicted model, not a curated record.